AUGAGCAAAAUUGCGGACACUCUGGCCGACGGGGGUCAUAGUGUUGUGCUGCUGCAAACGUAUAUUGUCCAACAUUUCGGCGCGGUUCGUCUUGCCAAAAACAAAAAUGUGGAGGUACAAUAUUCAAAUGAGAAAGAGAAAAUUUAACCAAAGAACUUCAGAUAAUCGACUAUUAUCUGGACGAAAAAGAUAUCCCAGAUGAGGAAAAAUCGGCAAGUGCUCUAAAAGAUUCAUGGGAUAGUCAUCUGAUAAAUAAUCCGAUUGGAGUACUCUGGGUGAGCAUAUAAUAGCAACAAAAAAACGUAUAAAACAUGUGAAUUUUUCAGACCACAUCAUAUUUCUACUAUCUUUUUAGGCCAAUGUGUGAAAGUGAGUUGGUUAGUGUGACUCCAAAAAGACUGAAAUAAAAAUUGACAGAAGUGCUAUCCGACAAGAAUAUUCACAAUUUGAUUCUUUCCCGAAAUUUCGAUGCUACAAUAGCUGAAGCGUUCGACUUUUGUGGUCUUUGUAAGAAUUUUCCAAGAAACUCGACUAGAACAAAAAUUUCCAGAUCUUGCCGACCAUCUGAAACUAAAAACGCUUCCCGCAUUCUCGUCAAUCAAGUCGCUAUCGGGUUCACGGGCUAUCGGAGAGCCCAGCCCGCUCAAUUUUGCUCCAAGUGAGUUUUUGGGUCUCGCCACGAAAGGGAUUCACCCAACUUUUGCUUAUCUACCUUGAAAGUUUCAGUCCGAGUGAUCUUGAAUCGGAUUGAAGCUUUUAAGGGAGACACGGCUUUUAGUUGCUACUGCAAAAUUUUGAGUAAAGAAAAUUUACCUCGAAGCAAUUUCUUCAACUUUAGUGAAAACUACUACGAUAAUUCCUGCAGCUCUCCACACCAACUACGGAUCGGAUCAAAGUCUGUGGGACCGAAUGCAGGACAUCACAAUGUAUUAUUCCAUCUAUUACGCGUCCGCACUCCAAUUCGAUUUACAAUACUAUCUAGCCCGUACCUUUCUGGAUGGUGAGGUCCGUCACUGGAAAGACAUCUUCCGGACCUCCACUUUCUUUUUCUACAACCACAAUCCGUACGUUGGAUUUCAAAUACCUAAAAUUGAAAAGUCCGUCGAGAUUGGCGGAUUCACAGUGGAAAGCGACGAGAACGCAGUUUUGAAUGAGGUUUUUCAGAGCGCAUUUUGAGUUUCAAAACUUUCAGCAAGCAUUUUUUUAGGAAUAUGAAGCAAUCCUAAACCUUCGCAAUGCUACAGUGCUGAUUUCUUUCGGGACAAUGAUCAGAUCUUCGGAUAUGCCGGAUUACUUCAAACUCGCGAUGGCUGAAAUGUUCAAGAAUCUUUCAAACAUCACGUUUAUUUGGAAGUACGAAGUGGAUGAUAUCGAUUUUUCGAAAAGCUUGUCUGAAAAUGUAAUUUUAACAAAAUGGAUGCCACAGGCGGCGCUUUUAGGUAAACUUUUCAAGAUUUAUAGGUGAACUAGUGCAAAAUUUCAGCUGACUCCCGUCUAAAACUCUUCAUGACUCACGGAGGAGUGGGCAGUGCUUUUGAGCUGGCAUAUUCCGGAAAGCCUGCACUUUUAGUAACAAAAAUCAAUUUUUGUCUAAGCAAAAUGGUUUCCUUAGAUUCCAAUAUUCGGAGAUCAUCUUCUGGCCACCAAAAUGUUGGCUCGACACGGCGGAGCACGAUUCUACAGCAAGCACGAUUUGAGAAAUUCCGAAAAGUUGACAACGGCGGUUCGGGAGCUCAUUUCCGAUGAGUCCUACGAACAGAACGCGAGGAUGUUGGCGGAAAUUGUCAGAAAUCAGCCGAUCAGUCCGAGAGAGAAUCUGCUGAAACAUGCCGAGUUUGCAGUGAGAUUCGGCCGAGUCGAGGCCCUUGAGCCGUAUAAUGUUGAUUACGGAUUCGUGCAGUAUUACAUGUUGGACGCCUACACGAUUCUUGUCAUCCUAUGCACUUUCAAUUGUUAUCUGGCAUUCCGUGUUGUUUUUUGGUUAUUUGGUCUGUUUUUUGUAAAGUCGAAAUUGAAGAAUGAAUAAAAAUGUUCUGAACAAUUUUCACGGGCCAAGAAAUACACCGGAAUCUUUGCACCGAAAUCGUGUUUCCGACCAAAUCGGAACAUUUGUGAGUCACACCGAAAGAAGGUGUCACUAGUCAGUUACCUAGUUCUAGAAUAAACCGGCUUCUGUCUAGAUUUGAACCUUGGACCCCUUUCAGUUGACCUCAAGAAGAUUUACUACGACGCAGAGUGUGAAACAGAAACAGUGUAAAGAACCGCUUUGUCUUUCUUUGCCUCACAGUUACAAUCUCGUCGUCACGCGAAAGUAUCGAAUAUGCGACGAAAUUCUUGCUAUUAUCUACUUGUCCCUUUGAUUUGUCUAACUGUGAAACAGACAUGUUCCGGUAAAAUUAAGAUCAGCAACGAGCAGUUGGUCGAAGCGGUCGCCGAUUUUUGCACCGGACACUAUGGAUACGACAGUGAUUUUUGUGUGGAUUACGCGAUGCUUCGGAGGUGUAAGUUUCACAUUUUUCUCCAAGAUUUCAAGUUGAGCUAAAUGUUCGGAGUAUCUCUCUCUCUGAAUUUAAAAAAUUAUGAAUUUUACAGCUCGUGCCACUUCCAACGCCACUGUCACCACUCCGGAGGAAAUAGUCAACAAAACUGCGGGCGCCGAGGGACCACGACCGAAAAUUGGAGGUCCCGGCGAUAUUGUGCUCACUAAGGGGAAUCAGACGGAAAUUAUCAAUACGAAAGCGGCAAUGGAGGAUCCGGAUGAGGAAAUCGCUAGUCUAAGUGAGGACUAAAUUGUUUAGGCCAACCAAAAAUCGGAUUUUAGCUCCCCAACAAAUCCGAGACGAACUGCGGAAGAUCAUUCAGGAAGAGUACGCGAAGAAGGAGAUUCAAGAGAGUUUCGCCGAUGAUCCAGUUAUUGAUUUCUUGCAAAUUUUUCCAAAAAUAUUUCAAAUAUUGCAGGCAUGCAGUAAUCUACGCGACGAAUACGACGAAGUGUGUUUCGCAACUCCUCCGCUCGCCGCUUUUCAGGAAACUCGCGAGUUCUGCCUGGCGUUCGUCAAAAAUUGCCACAAUUCUCUGCUCACCAACAUUUUCACCAAUGUCAAGUGGGCCCAAAUAUUAGAAGAACUUUGUUUUCAAAGCAAUUUACAGAAAUUUCAAGGUGGAUUUCGCGGCUUAUUGCAAAAAACAUCGCGAACGGUUUCGUUACGUGUGUCCGAAUCCGUUGCGAUUUCAGAGUUUCGCCGAGGAUGUAAGUGCUUGUUUUUUGGAUUUCUCAUGAUUUUUCAACGAGAGCAUGCGUUUUUUGAGUCUUUAAAUGGAAAUAUCGCGAUUUUUCUCAGAGUUCUGCCGAUUUCCCGUUCAAACGCACACUUCUCACGUAAACUUGAUUGCAAAUCGCAAAUCAGUCGGAAUUCGAUGGAAAAAACAGUGUUUUGGAUCAUUUUCAGGCGGUCCAAUUCUGUCUGCGUUACAAAGAGCGUUGUCCGAAAGAGGUGACGCCCGCGGAGCCGGUGAUGUUUCACAAAAAGGACGAGGGACACAUUUACACGCGAGAAAUCGAGUUCUGGUGUACGCGCACGAAACGGACGGCGUACAAUUAUUGCACGGAACCGGAUUUGCUCAAAGUUUACAAGUAUCAAAUGUUUUGCGGAAUGUACAAGUACGCGUGCAUCGACGUUUACAAGCGAGUCAUUUACGGAAGAUAA
Messenger RNA from Caenorhabditis sp. 36 PRJEB53466, 3707 nucleotides. The record is from the annotation of a GenBank genome assembly. NCBI's taxonomy places the organism in Eukaryota, Metazoa, Nematoda, Chromadorea, Rhabditida, Rhabditidae.